This is a messenger RNA of Peronospora matthiolae, 645 nucleotides long. The record is from the annotation of a GenBank genome assembly. Lineage: Eukaryota; Oomycota; Peronosporomycetes; Peronosporales; Peronosporaceae.
AUGAUCCGUCUCAAGGCCAAACAAGCUGAAAAGGCGGCUGAAGAGAAGAAAGCGGCAGAAGAGGCAGCAGCUUUUGAUGCAGGGGACAAUGCCGGGGUGGCGGCCCCAAAGCCCAAGACGAAGAUCCUCGGCGUCGGUCGUGGCAAGCGCAGCGGCAUCAGCAAGGAGAAAAAACGAACCCCAGGCGAAAUUCGGAUCCAAAAAGACAUUGCGGAGCUGGAUGGCGGGAAGGCCGCGACCGUCACGUUCCCGGAAGUGAACGAUCUUACAGUAUUUACUGUCAAGAUUGCCGUGGACACGGGUCUGUGGAAAGGCGCGUCGUUCGCCUUUAGUUUCAAGAUCCCGCCUAUGUAUCCACAUGACCCGCCAAAGGUCCAGUGUCUGACGAAGAUAUACCACCCGAACAUUGACCUGGAUGGUAACGUGUGUCUAAACAUUUUACGCGAGGACUGGAAGCCCGUAUUGGACAUCAACUCGGUCAUUUAUGGUCUGAUCUACCUCUUCUACGAGCCAAAUCCGGAUGAUCCGUUGAAUAAAGAAGCUGCAGAAUUGUUUCGGAAUGACCCUACGCAAUUCGCUGCAAUGGUGCGGCAAUCUUUGCGUGGGCACAGCGUUCGAGGCAUCGCGUUUGAGAAGCUGGUAUAG